AUGUCUUUGAAUAUUUUCCACCAGCAAAGAAAACCCUACAUAUACUUCAGUAGUUGUCUUACAGCAGUAGUAGGUAGUUGCAGUAUUAUUAGUAGUAGUUGUAGUAUUAGUAGUAGUAGUGGUAGUACCAGUAGUUGUAGUAUUGGUAGCAGCAGUAGCUGUAGUACAAGUAGUACUAGCAGCAGCAGUAGUAGUACCAGUAGUAGAAGUAGCAGUAUCAGCAGUAGUACUAGUAGUAGCAGUAGUGUCAGUAAUAGUAGUACCAGUAGUACUAGUAGUGGCAGUAGUGGCAGUAAUAGUAGUCCCAGUAGUACUGGUAGUAGCAGUAGUGUCAGUAAUAGUAGUACUAGUAGUACUAGUAGUAGCAGUAGUGUCAGUAAUAGUAGUAGCAGUAGUACUAGUAGUAGCAGUAGUGUCAUUAAUAGUAGUACCAGUAGUACUAGUAGUAGCAGUAGUAUCAGUAAUAGUAGUACCAGUAGUACUGGUAGUAGCAGUAGUGUCAGUAAUAGUAGUACCAGUAGUACUAGUAGUAGCAGUAGUGUCAGUAAUAGUACCAGUAGUACUAGUAGUAGCAGUAGUGUCAGUAAUAGUAGUACCAGUAGUACUAGUAGUAGCAGUAGUGUCAGUAAUAGUAGUACCAGUAGUACUGGUAGUAGAAGUAGUGUCAGUAAUAGUAGUACCAGUAGUACUAGUAGUAGCAUUAGUGUCAGUAAUAGUAGUACCAGUAGUACUAGUAGUAGCAGUAGUGUCAGUAAUAGUAGUACCAGUAGUACUAGUAGUAGCAGUAGUGUCAGUAAUAGUAGUACCAGUAGUACUGGUAGUAGCAGUAGAGUCAGUAAUAGUAGUACCAGUAGUACUGGUAGUAGAAGUAGUGUCAGUAAUAGUAGUACCAGUAGUACUAGUAGUAGCAGUAGUGUCAGUAAUAGUAGUGCCAGUAGUACUAGUAGUAGCAGUAGUGUCAGUAAUAGUAGUCCCAGUAGUACUGGUAGUAGAAGUAGUGUCAGUAAUAGAGUACCAGUAGUACUAGUAGUAGCAGUAGUGUCAGUAAUAGUAGUACUAGUAGUAGCAGUAGUGCCAGUAAUAGUAGUACCAGUAGCAUUAGUAGUUCUAGUAGUAUUACCAAUAGUAGUAGUAGUGGUGUUAGUAGUAUUACCAGUAGCAGUAGUAGUAUUACAUUUAGUGUUAGUAGUAGUACCAGUAGUGUUAGUAGUAUUACCAGUAGCAGUCAUAGUAGCAGUAGUAGUUGUAAUAGCAUUAGUAGUUGCAGCAGCUUCAUCAGUGUUUGUGCCUGGCAUUGAUGGAAGAUGGCAGGCAGCUCCAACCUAA
Molecule: messenger RNA, 1326 nt
Organism: Protopterus annectens (West African lungfish)
Lineage: Eukaryota; Metazoa; Chordata; Ceratodontiformes; Protopteridae
Exons: 1
Coding region: 1-1326 (441 amino acids)
Source: RefSeq, a predicted model, not a curated record